Cottoperca gobio is the source of this 1759-nucleotide messenger RNA. RefSeq names its product snRNA-activating protein complex subunit 1-like. Lineage: Eukaryota; Metazoa; Chordata; Actinopteri; Perciformes; Bovichtidae. Gene Ontology annotation, cellular component: snRNA-activating protein complex. The transcript has a single exon. The record is from RefSeq and is a predicted model, not a curated record. The coding region runs from base 77 to 1150 and encodes 357 amino acids. Gene Ontology annotation, biological process: snRNA transcription by RNA polymerase III; snRNA transcription by RNA polymerase II. Gene Ontology annotation, molecular function: sequence-specific DNA binding.
AAUGACGAGCCUCACCUGUCCAGAGCUCCUUCUGACGAGCUGAUUGAGUUUCUGAGGUUGUUGCUUUGUGGACAGGAUGCCUCGCCAGCGCGUUAUUUACAGUGAUGUCUUCUACGAUCCUCUGACACAAGAUGUGGAGGAACUACUUGCUCAUUUCCAGCAGACGGACUCCGUCAGGUACGAGGAGUUCUCCGCCAUUUGGAGGGAGAUGGGCUUCUCAGAUGUUUUUAUAGGCACCACCAGUAGAAGUGAACUCAAGAGAUUCUGCAGAGUAGCGCUGGCCACAGCCGUCAAGUACUUCCUGCCUCCUUACAGCUACCAGAUCCGAGUGGGAGGCUUGUAUCUGAUGUUUGGUUUGUACAACACACAACUUGCUGUCCCGCCUGUGCAGAUUAGACUCGCUCUGAGGGACUGGGCCCAAGUGCAGAAGUUUGUCAAGGACUCUGUGGAUUCUGGGCAUCAGGAUGUUGUUUACAUUUAUCAAAAGCUUGUUGCAUCCAAAGCCAUUCACUACACCGCCAUGCCACAUUUGCUAACCUUCCUAAAGCAGAGGAAACGAAAGAAGGAAGCUGUGUGUGAAGGGUUUAUUGGGAGGACCGUGGCCGUGCAGGAGCUCUACUCUGCAGACAUCCUGGAGGAGGGGAGCAACAUCCAGAGCCAGUAUGAAACGCUGAAGGAGGCCACGGAGGAGGUCGGCAGCAAGGCCUCCAUGACCCAACGAGACUUCACCGCCCGCCUGAAAGACUGCAUGUCAGAGUUCCUCACUUGGCAGCAGAAGACUUUCUCGCAGCAUAAUAAAGAAUCUGGUGAUGAUGAGGACGAGGAAGAGGAGGAGAAGUCAGCUGAGGCCAGCAGCAGCAGGGCUAGACUCCUCUCCUCUAUCAAGCAGAAGAGCUACAGCAACUUCCAGGAGGUGUCCAAGGCCAGGAGGCACAGACAGCAAGAGACUGUGGAGGAGUCCAGCUCCGGGGCAGAGCAGGUCCAGGAGACUCUGCAGCGGAGGAGGCCUCCAUCACUGCGAGCUCGGACCUGGAAGAGUCUCGGGGUGACACGGGAGGAGUGCAGGCACCAGUCCUGGCUGCUGAGUGCUCCCGAGCAGCAGAGGGUGGCGGUGAGGAGAACCAACCAGACGCCACCGUUCAAGCCAUGAUGGGAGGCAGGAGGACUUUCAGCUGCACACAGAAGUUCUGUCCUUUGGUUUUGUUCUUCCAGGUUAAAUAAAGUUCACUUCAUUUGGAAAAUUACCUUUUUGUUCUGCCCGCAACUUUAGGUUACAUUCUCAAAAUCAGUCAAAAUGUUCGGCUGCAGAGUUUUUAAUAUAUUUAAUCUGGGUUUGUUUUCUAUACAUUCUCAUGUCCCCGAGGGCGAAAUGUAGUAUGAUGAGAAACUACAAGGAGCAAAAUCAAGAUAUUUAUACAUAUGCAGUGUAAAAAUAUAUAAUAUGGAAUACAUUUAAUAGACACAAAGUAAGAUAAAAUCCUGGCUAUUAAUGAAACUGUCAUUUUUGGAGUGAUUUCAAAAUGUCGAAGUUCUACUUUUAGAUAUUUGCCCAAAGUACGUCCGCACCAAUCUUUCAAGAUUUUGUGGCAUUUUUCUUUUAUUAUACUAAAUAUAGUCUUUGGGCACAAAUAUUUGGAAUUUCACCCAUGAUGUAUCUGUUGUUUAACUGGAAUCCUUUUAGUUUGUUAAUAAAUAUAUUUAAUUCUCACCUUUUUUGUCCAAAAAAAAUUCAUAUUUUAUAGAAUAAAAUAAAAACUAA